ACUACGUAUUAGAUAUAGUUCUGUAGUAAUUUUCUAUUCUCGUCCUCACCAAUACAGAUUGAGAAGGGAUACAAGCUCAAUUCUAGGGAGAGAAAAUAAGUUCUCAAGAGAGAGAGAGAGAGGGAGACAGAGAGAUGUGCUGCAGCUAUGGCGUAAUACCUAGAAGCGAUCCUAGCUUCUCGCUGCUUCCAUACAAGCCCUCAAUCUCCCCCACCCAGGUCCACGUACCCCGGUCCCGCGUGGCAAUUCGGACCCGGGUGGGUUCGUUUCGAACCCGGUCCUCCUCCUCCGUCCACGAUGGCAGCUCGGUCGCGUCGCCACCGCUGACGGAGGAGUUGAUGAGCUUCUACGAGCUUCUGGGGAUAUCAUCGGAGGGGACGGCGGUGGAGAUAAAGCAAGCGUACAAGCAGCUGGCCCGGAAAUACCACCCGGACGUGUCGCCGCCGGGCCGGGUCGAGGAGUACACCCAGAGGUUUAUCCGGGUCCUGGAGGCGUACGAGACGCUCUCGGAUCCGGGGCGGAGGGCUAUGUAUGAUAGGGAUAUGGCCAGAGGGAUUCAUCUCGCUUUCUCGGCUCGUCGCCGUUUCCAAAGCGAUCAGCGUAUGGAGGAACGAGGUGAGUGGAAGAACCGCUGGAAGGACCAGUUAUCAGAGCUGAAGAGAAGAAGCACGGAUAAAGACUCCCAAGGGAAUAUGUCGUGGGGAGCACGAAUGCGGAGGCAAAGGAAUGACUUAUUGACUGAAGUAUGAACGCCUUGUUUCGUUUAAUUUUAUCUUGUACAUAGCUUUCAACCUUAUACAUGGUUUCAAGGGGAGAAGUAAUACAGUUGCAUUUGGUUAGCAUCGGUUUCAAUGUUGGAUCAGUGUGCUUCCCAAUUUAAUGCUAAUCAUGCAGUAUCCAGAGAGAGUUUGGUGUGGAACCAGGCAAUAUCAAGUUAUCGACGGUAAGUAGGCUAUAAAUGUGGUACAUAGAAGCAAGAACUAUACCUUUUGCCUUUUUCCUGUGUAAUGAUCUCGCGUUAUCGCUUGAACUGAAAUUGCUGUUGUCUUGAGAUAAUUUACAUCUGUCCAAUGUGACUUCUCCAUUUGAAUACAUGGAAAUAUUUAGCCAA
Molecule: messenger RNA, 1111 nt
Organism: Rhododendron vialii
Lineage: Eukaryota; Viridiplantae; Streptophyta; Magnoliopsida; Ericales; Ericaceae
Product: chaperone protein dnaJ 20, chloroplastic-like
Exons: 2
Coding region: 135-749 (204 amino acids)
Cellular component (GO): chloroplast
Source: RefSeq, a predicted model, not a curated record